CACUUUUGGCGCGGCCGCGAGCGAGCGAGGUAGCGGGCGCGGUAUGUGAGGCUCGGCUCGCCUCGGCCUUGCGCGGCGGCCGCGGUGCUCACGGACGCUGGCGUAGGCGGUGAAGGGCCAGGGCGGCCACGCCUCGCGCACGCCGGGCCGGGACGCGCGCCCCCAGGGCGCCCGCGGGACCAUGAAGAAGUUCUCUCGGAUGCCCAAGUCCGAUGGUGGCAGCGGCGCGGCAGGCUUAGGGGCCGGCGCGGCGGGAGCCGGCGGCGGCGGCGGCUCCUCCGUCGGGGUCCGGGUGUUCGCGGUCGGCCGCUACCAGGUCACCCUGGAGGAGUCACUGGCUGAAGGUGGAUUCUCCACAGUUUUCCUAGUGCGGACUCAUGGUGGAAUCCGAUGUGCAUUGAAGCGAAUGUAUGUAAAUAACAUGUCAGACCUCAACAUUUGUAAAAGGGAAAUUACAAUUAUGAAAGAGCUGUCUGGUCACAAAAACAUCGUGGGUUAUUUAGACUGUGCUGUUAAUUCAAUUAGUGAUAAUGUAUGGGAAGUGCUUAUUUUAAUGGAAUAUUGUCGAGCUGGGCAAGUAGUGAAUCAGAUGAAUAAGAAGCUGCAGACAGGUUUUACAGAACCAGAAGUGCUACAGAUAUUCUGUGAUACCUGUGAAGCUGUUGCAAGAUUGCAUCAGUGUAAAACCCCAAUCAUUCACCGAGAUCUGAAGGUGGAAAAUAUUUUGUUAAAUGACAGUGGAAAUUAUGUACUUUGUGACUUUGGCAGUGCCACUAAUAAAUUUCUUAAUCCUCAAAAAGAUGGAGUUAAUGUGGUAGAAGAAGAAAUUAAAAAGUAUACAACUCUGUCAUACAGAGCUCCUGAAAUGAUCAACCUUUAUGGAGGGAAACCCAUCACCACCAAAGCUGAUGUCUGGGCCCUAGGAUGUUUACUAUAUAAACUUUGUUUCUUUACUCUUCCUUUUGGUGAAAGUCAAGUUGCUAUCUGUGAUGGCAGCUUUACCAUCCCGGACAAUUCUCGGUACUCCCAUAACAUACAUUGCUUAAUAAGGUUCAUGCUUGAACCAGACCCAGAGCAUAGACCUGAUAUAUUUCAAGUAUCUUAUUUUGCUUUUAAAUUUGCCAAAAAGGAUUGUCCAGUAUCCAACAUCAAUAAUUCUUCAAUUCCUUCAGCUCUCCCUGAACCUAUGACUGCUACUGAAGCAGCUGCUAGGAAAAGCCAAAUGAAAGCCAGAAUAACAGAUACCAUUGGACCAACAGAAACCUCAAUCGCACCAAGACAAAGACCAAAGGCCAACUGUACUACUGCCACUCCCAGUGUGCUGACCAUUCAAAGUUCAGCAACUCCUGUGAAAGUCCCUGCUCCUGGUGAAUUUGGUAAUCACAGACCAAAAGGAGUCUUGAGACCUGGAAAUGGACCUGAAAGUUUACUUGGGCAGGGUAUCCCUCAGCAGCCGCCACAGCAGCAUAGAGUCCUCCAGCAACUCCAACAGGGAGACUGGAGAUUACAGCAGCUUCAUUCACAGCAUCGCCAUCCUCAACAGCAGCAACAGUUACUUCAGGAUGCUUACAUGCAGCAGUACCAGCAUGCAGUGCAACAGCAACAGUUACUUCAGCAGCAGUUUUUAAUGCAUUCAGUAUAUCGUCCACAACCUCCAACAUCACAGUGUCCUACAGUGAUGCAGCAGUAUCAGCAGGCUUUCUUGCAGCAGCAGCAGAUGCUAGCUCAGCAUCAGCAGUCUCGACAGCAGGCGUCACCUGAAUAUCUUACCUCCCCUCAAGAGUUCUCACCAGCCUUAGUUUCUUACACUUCAUCUCUUCCAGCUCAGAUUGGAACUGUAAUAGACUCCUCUUACAGUGCUAGUAGGUCAAUGUCUGAGAAAGACAAGGUUGCAAAUUUUACAAACCAGAAGAACAUCAGUAACCCACCUGAUAUGUCAGGGUGGAAUCCUUUUGGAGAGGAUAAUUUUUCCAAGUUAACAGAAGAGGAAUUGUUGGACAGAGAAUUUGACCUUCUAAGAUCAAACAGGCUCGAGGAGAAAGCAUCCUCAGAUAAGAAUAUAGACCCACUUUCUGCUCCAUGUACCCAUCCUCCAGAAGAUCCUUUUGGUUCUGUUCCUUUCAUUUCUCAUUCAGGUUCUCCUGAAAACAAAGUUGAACAUUCAUCCAUGAAUCAAGAAGUUAACACUGCAUCUCCUAUCAGGAAUGGUAAAGCAAGUCCAGUAUCUAACGAUCAGCAGAUUGGAAAGAAAAUUUUAGAGAAUUCAUCAGUACAGGGUCAAGUGCAAAAGGGGAAUGACGACUCUGAAAGUGAUUUUGAAUCAGAUCCCCCUUCUCCUAAGAGCAGUGAAGAGGAAGAGCAAGAGGAUGAAGAAAUUCAGGGUGAACAAGGAGAUUUUAAUGAUGAUGAUACUGAACCAGAAAAUCUGGGUCAUAGGCCUCUCCUCAUGGAUUCUGAAGAUGAGGAAGAAGAAAAACAUAGCUCUGAUUCUGAAUAUGAGCAGGCUAAAACAAAGUACAGUGACAUGAACCCUAUCUACAGAGACAAACUUGACAGUGGACCAGCCCAAGACCCUAAUACAGCAUUCUUCACUCCGGUUCAUUUACCUGCUAAUGCUGGGAUAGACAGUCCCAAACAAGAGUUUGAUGUAUUUGGUGCUGUCCCGUUCUUUGCAGUUCACACUCAACACUCUCAGCAAGGACAGAAUGAAAAGAACCUCUCCAAACAGACAUUUGCUUCUGUGGGACUAGAUCAAGAGGAGUUUGAUGUAUUCACAAAGGCCCCCUUUAGCAAGAAGGUGAAUGUGCAGGAUUGCUCUGUAGCGGGACCCGAGGCACAUUCUCUACCUGGUUGUCCCAAAAGUGUAGAUAUAUUUGGCUUCACUCCCUUUCAGCCCGUUUCCACAUCCACAAGUAAAAGUGAAAGCAAAGAGGACCUUUUUGGGCUUGUGCCCUUUGAGGAAAUAACUGGGAGUCAGCAGCAAAAAGUCAAGCAGCGCAGCUUACAGAAACUGUCCUCUCGCCAAAGGCGCACAAAACAGGAUAUGUCCAAGAGUAAUGGGAAGCGGCAUCACGGCACACCAACCAGCACAAAGAAGACUUUGAAGCCUACCUACCGCACUCCAGAGAGGGCUCGCAGGCACAAAAAAGUCGGCCGCCGAGACUCGCAAAGCAGCAAUGAAUUCUUAAGCAUCUCAGACUCCAAGGAGAAUAUUAGUGUGGCACUGACUGAUGGAAAAGACAGAGGGAAUGUCCUACAAUCUGAGGAGAGUCUGUUGGACCCUUUCGGUGCCAAGCCCUUCCAUCCUACAGACCUGGCAUGGCACCAGUCACAUCAAAGCCUGAGUGACAUCUGUGCUGAACACAGUACUGUCCUGCCUGGGAGGCCAAGACAGAACUCACUGCAUGGGUCAUUCCAUAGUGCAGAUGCGUUGAAAAUAGAUGACUUUGGUGCCGUGCCCUUUACAGAACUUGUGGUGCAAAGCAUCACGCCACAACAGUCCCAACCGGUUGAAUUAGACCCAUUUGGUGCUGCUCCAUUUCCUUCUAAACAGUAGAUACUUCUGAUGGAUUCUUGGCAUUAACUCCUGUUUCAAAAGAGUGUAAAUAGUUUUAUGAAUCUUAAAAUUUAUUUGUGUAGCUCUUUAUAUCACUCAUUCUUAAAAGUUAAUCCAGUUAGGUGAUUUUUAAAUAAGCUAAAUAGAAAAAAGAAGUCUCCCUACAGGGUAGUAACCAGAUGCUUCUAAGCAGGAGAAAAAGGAGCUCAAUUGUGAAUUGAUAGCUCUGAGAAUGGGUUUCUGGUGCUGACACUAGGACAGAAAUAAAUGCAAGGGGGCACCUUGCAGUGAAAGCUCAUGGCACCUUUUCAGGUGUGCAGUCACCGAAAAGGGACAGGAAAGCCGUAUCGUUAUUCCUGUAUCACUUAUGUGCUUAUUCAGGUUCACUCCAGAUCCAGCAUUUAAAUCUAGGCUCAUUUGUACAUAGGUUACAUUUGUGAAUAUUUCAUACAAUGAAAAAUAACUCGUAAAGAACUAAGAAGAUACUGUUUGGACAGUAUAGAUGUCAACUCAUACACCUUUCUUUACAAAGCAGAGCCAGAAGUAACUAUUGUGCCUAAAAUGUUGCAUUUUAAAAACAAGUGCCAUUAAUACGGAAUAUCUAAUAAUUAUAUGAAACAAUGUGUAUGUUAAUUAGCUUAAUUUUGCCCUUCUAUGAUGUAUACAUAUUUUAAAAUAUGUUGUACAUGAUAUAUAGUUUUUGUCAAUUAAUUUAAAAAAUGGAAUAUCUAAUAGAAGCCUAGAACACAAACAUAAAGAGAAAUAUCUGGCAUUUAAAAAAAUGAUAUAUAAGAAUGCAAAACAUUCAAGACUCAUACAAACAUUUUAUAUUGUUUUUAAGUGGCUUCUUGCCAGAGUCUUUUGUUAUGAUGUCCCUAAUAAGCAGAUUAUUGGGGGGAAAAAAAACCCAAGAGUGAGGAAAAAGGGUAUCUGGAUAUUUUCAAGAGAAAAAUGCAGUUGAAACUUACUAUUUAAGAUGUUUACAAUGUCAAAUCACAUUGUUUUUAAUAAUGUGCUUUAUUAAAUUACCACCUUCAAAUGUUCCCCAAGUCAUGAGCAGCAGUUAGCUUUCUUAGGUUUGGAGGGGAAGUAUUUUUAAUAAAGUACACAGAGCAGACACCUAUGAAGCCUUACAGGCAGGACUGCUUCCUGCUGUAAUACCUCUGCCCUGGCACCAGACCUGAAAAUGGAGUAAUGCGAAGGGCAAGGCUACCAUCUUGAUUCUGCUAGCCAACUGUCUUUACUGAGAGAGCCCAGCUACUACAUGGCCUUUUUGUUUUUAACAAAAACAAAACAAACACCACAAAUCCUAAUUAGAAACUUGAGAUUUUUAUAGAAAUUUAAGGAUAGUAAUUACAUAUAUGAGUUAAUGUGAACACAGUAGCUAUGCUUCCAGAGUGUGUGUUGUUAUAAUUGUCUUUCACUAUCAGCUUAACAUUGGAAAGUUUCUAGAACUGUUAAGGCUAUUUACAGAAAAGCGUGGAAACUUUCAACUUAAACUCUCUUCUUGAUUGCUAUAUUUUAAAUUCUUUGCACCCAGUUAAAGUGUAUUCUUUAAUCUUACUAGAAUCUCUUAAUUAUAUCUCAGUAGGAUAAGCUGUCUGUUUUCAGUUCUGAACUUGGGAGGAAGCACAUCUGUGUAACUAAAUCACAUGUUCACUCUUGGUUGCUUCAUUUUCCCUGUUAGGUAACUUGGAAAUUUGUGAGUGGGGAAGACAUCUGUGACUCAGCGUGCAGCAGAGGCUGAGCAAGCGGCACAUUGCCACUCACACUUGUGCUCUUAGAGCUGAACUGCACCAAUUGUUCUUGUGCCAAAGGCAGAUAUGUUUGCACCUUUUUUUUCCCUCCUUGAUUCUCAGGUUAAUAGUGCUAAUGCAAAUGUUCACAUAGAUGUUCUUUAAAAACAGAGUCAAGUGAUUCUUUCAAAAGAGUGAAUUCAUGAACUAUAGUAGGUUUGUAUCAAACAGUUUUUUACAAUAGAAACCUGUUGGUUAAUGUGUACACUAUAUACUUGACUAUUACAAUCCUUGGUCUCUGCUAGACCUCAUGAGUUCAUUUAGGAGGGCAACAUAUGAGCUAAUCUGAAAAUACUUUUUACUUGCUUUUAAUACACUGAAUAAUUUUAAAUAAUCCAGAUGUCAGUUGUGAGUUUAGACCUUUUGGUUUGGAGUAUUGGGUAAAUUCUAAAGGAAGUAACUGCCAUAGUUUAAAAUAUUUACCUUAUUUUUUAUAACAUAUCCUGUUGAUUUUCCUCUUCUAAGAUUGUUGCUUAGAGGAAGAUCUAGGAAUAUUCAUGAGAUAGAGGGAAAAUUCCUUUGUUUUGAGGCACUUCCUUAAAGAGCAUUUUUACUUAUCACUUCCCUCACCAUGGUUAAAGUGUCCCAGCUGAUGACCUAGGUAAUUUCCUUGACAGUUAAGCUCCCUUCACACGUGAAAGCAUUUAACAUAGUUCUUGGUGCACUGCACUCUGCAAAAGUUUAGCUCUAUUGUGGAAUUGCUUUUUUCCUGUUUGGGUAUUCCCUAUACCCUACGGAUGCAUGUAGUCCUAACUCUACACCUGCUAUACUUGAACAUCACUAAGGGAAGUAACAAGAGCUAGCAAAAAUCUGAUGCCAAAGUUGUUUCCUAACAGCUUUAACAGUGCUUGAUUUUGAAUCAUCUUUUAAAAAGAGGACCAUUUGCUUAACUAUCCUAAUAUCACCUCAACAAAAUGUUAGUAUUAAAAAUCACCAGCUUUAUGCAUUGAUGACGUUAUGUACUGAGACAUAAAAAUUGGACACAAAAAUAGGUGAAGGAGGAAAGGUUGCAGGUUGGAUGAAAAUGUAACUGAUUAGAAUUUCAGAAUUGCAACCCUCCCUCCCCUCUGGUUAUGUGUGUGUGAAGGCAUAGCUAGGACAUCAUCUGGACUUGCCGACAGAUGUAGCUUUGGAUAUAGCAUAUUGUUUGUGGGCAGGCAAUCGAUUGUUUUUACGCUGGGAGAUGAGAUGAAGGUAGAGCCCACUCUUCCAUGCUGGUGUUCAUCAAGCAGAGCAGUUUUCUCACUACUCAGCUACUCUGCUAGGUUUUCUUUUUAGGCUUUGGUACUUCACAUAAGCACUGUUAGAAGGUACAAGUGUAUUAAUAUCACUAGUUCUGAGUAGUUUGGGUACAUUUGUUUUAAUAUAUGUAGAAUGUAAGGUUAUUAUUUUUCUUUUUGGCAAAACUACUCAACAUUUUAGGUCCAGUUAUUGACAGUCUACUGUGAGAAUGAGAUGACAUAUCUACUGUGAGAAUAACACAAAGGAUAGUUUAUUUGAAAACUUUUAUACUCAGUGGUGUUUUGUACGUUAAGAUUAAAAUUACACACGCACACAUACACACACAUCACAUCACUCUCCUGUGGAGUUAAUGUGAAUUUUUUAAAGAUGGAAUUGCAACUACAAUCAUAACUAAAAGAACAUUCACUCAUAGUGAGGGUUUACAAAAGCCACUAAAAGAAGAAAAUGAUGAAAAUGUAAAGGGUCAUCAUUUUGGGGUUAGUUUUGUUUUAUUUUAAAAUUUUUAGUGCUACUUUUGAAAUGUAUUGUUUUUACUGUUCUCUCUUUUGUGAUUGAAAAGUCAUCUAAUAGCAAUAUAGAAGCUACUUUUUAAUUGCUGGCAAACAGCUUUUAAAGUGCACUUUCUUUGAUUAUACUUCCAUUUUUUUGUUAAAACUUGAAUUUCUGAAGCCUUUUAUGUACCACUAAGCAAAUAAUUUUACCUUUAAAAAAACCUGAUUUACAUCUUUAUUAUAUUUUUAAUUGUAAAAUUUUACUUGCUAAAGUAUCUUUAGUGUUAAAACAUAGCUGAGAAACUUAUGAGAUAGAAUAAGUUGCUUUCCCCCAAUCUAAUGAAGCACUAAUUUUAUUACCUUGUUGUCUUUACAUUGCUUAUUCUUGAAUUCUGUCCCUGAUUCACUGUUUUGUUUGAAAUUUAAAGUUAUUUUCAUAUGUAUUUAUCAUACUUGUUUUAAUAAUCUGCUUUCUUUAAAUGCAAUAAAUCCCCAAUGGAUUACCUAUUCUUUAUAAUCAGUGACUUUGGAGUUUUUCAUUAUCUGUCUUUUAACAUUUUGGAUAUAAACUUCAAUUCUUUCAUUCAUACUAUGCAUGUUAAAGAUGUGGCAGCUAGUGAAAUAUGAAAACACUGGAUCUGUUUUUAAGGCGCUUAUAGUUGAGGAUUUAACUAAGAAAACCCGUUUU
Molecule: messenger RNA, 7773 nt
Organism: Octodon degus (degu)
Lineage: Eukaryota; Metazoa; Chordata; Mammalia; Rodentia; Octodontidae
Gene: Bmp2k
Product: BMP2 inducible kinase
Exons: 16
Coding region: 182-3556 (1124 amino acids)
Biological process (GO): protein phosphorylation
Molecular function (GO): protein kinase activity; ATP binding
Source: RefSeq, a predicted model, not a curated record